AUGAGUAAACCGGCUUAUACUCAGAUACCGACUACAGACACCCACAGUGGAUUCUUUACACAUCUGUAUAAGGAUCCCGAUUCGAAUAGUGGUGCACAACUAUAUCAAAGACGGUAUCAGUGGAGGCCAAUAUCUUGGAACCCGUUCGACCUAGGCGAUCAAAAUGAAAAGCCACGAGAUGAGGAAGAGCAUAAUCUCUUGGAAAGCACGACAAGCCUGGGUCCGCAAGAUGAUCCAGCAAUCUCGGGGAUUGUGACCUUUCAGGCAGAGCCAAAACCGUUACUCAAUCCCGGUCCGAGUUGGGUAAACCUAUUUUACGACCUCGCUUGGACCGCAACUUUCUCCAGUCUUACUCAAAAUGGCCAAUUUGAUUCCACUUGGGAUGCCGCAUCCUAUGCUGUUCUUUUCGUUAUUGUUUGGUGGCUGUGGGCGUCCCAGGUUCUAUAUGACAUGAAUUUCUAUACGAAUGAUUGGUUCCACUUUGCCGCUAUGUUUCUACAACUGGGUGUAUUCGGGUUAUUAUCAGCAGCCACUCGCGGAUUCGAUGUUACUGUUUACAUUUCACAUUCACCGGGGAUGUCUGGCGAGCUUGACCCCAAGCCAAUGGAGGACAUAACAGACCCCAGCCGGUACAAUAGUGAAAUGACAGCAAGAGUAUCGCUUCGGAUCAUUGUUUUUUCGAUAGCCAUUAGCAGAUUAAUUCUUUUGAUCCAGUACCUUCGAGUUUUCGCUUAUGCUUAUUUCACGGUUCGUAGCCGUCGAGGUCGCAUUUAUCACAUUCCCAGAAGACUUCGCAUCCUGCUUUCAGGUCUUACGAUAUCAACCGCUCUAUUCUUUAUAGGGUGGGGGAUUACUAGGACCGAGUUUGGUACAACUACCUCGGGCGCAAGGUUCAAAUACGCGUUUUGGGGCUCGGGAUUGAUCGUGGAAGUUCUCUCUUAUAUUCGAAUGCCAAAGGUACUUCGAAGAUGGAUAAUUGCGUUAAUCAAAAAAUGGUCUACCAAGAACGAUAAUGACAAAGGAGUCGAUAAGCCCUUGAGUUUUACUGUCCUCCCACCAUCGAACUCGAUUAUCAAACAACCCUCUCCCUCGACGACUGCGCUGCCGAUUCCCCUGUCAAAUGUCACCCUCCGUGAUAGAUUGGAGGCUAUUACAACAAUAAUCCUCGGGGAGGGAAUUAAUGGUAUCGCUGGAACACUUUAUUCAAUCAUAUCGGCACCAGGUUUGGAGGGUCCCAUUGUAGUCAACAUCAUAUCUACCGGUUUUAUUGUCUAUUUUCUAGCAUACUUAUACUUCGAGGGACCUACUAGUGGUCACGCAGAUCCCCGAGAUAGAACUCGGAGAAAGAUGUACUGGCUGUUACUACAUCUUCCUUUCCUUCUCUGCAUUGUCCUUCUACUUCAAGGAGUCAAAAAUCAAUUCUUGCUCACUAGUUUCUUGUCUACCGCUCGGAGGAUAGCGAGCGAUUUGAAGAACAUGGACGAAGAACUACUGGAGAUAUGGACCCAGCCGGAAAUUAGGUCGAACAAAAAAAUAGCUGGUCGGUUGGUAGAGUACGGUAUAUCUUGGUCACAAGAGUACGAUGCGCUGGUCCAGAAUAUGACAAGUAGAGGAGCACUUUGGACCAAUAGUUCAAUGUCAUUGACCAAUGGACAAAGAGAGGAGUUAUACAUUUGGCGUUGGCGACUCUCGCUGAGGUCGUUGAUGAGAAUUCAUGGAAUAUUCAUGGGUCAUGAUGCCACACCUGCGCAGACUCAAUCUCGUAUUGCAGAUUAUUACCACAAUGUGACCGCACCCAAGCAUGACCAUUACACUUCCCCGGACUCCUUCGCAGAUAUGCACUACUACCAAAUCCUCGGAGAAGUCCUGGCGAGCAGCCUCCAAAGUGCCCGCUACAUCAUGGUCUUUGUUGGCUGCAUUUUUAUCCUUCUUGGAGCGCUAGAAUUUGCUCGUUCAAUGCCACGUGAUCGUUUCCAGUGUGGCGCCGUCAUCAGUAGAUUGUUGAUGGGGUGGGCUUUCUUGUUCCUUCUUUUGCUGAACGUUGGUAAAUAUCAAUCAUUAUGGGUAAACAAAGGAGACGAAUAUGAACAAGCGGGGGUAUUUUUAUGGGUAUCCUCGUAUUGGGUUCUUCCCACUAUCGCUUUGGCCUUUGCCAUCGAGUCUCUGAUUGAAACGGUCCUUGUAUGGUUGUCUGCACUACGAUACAGGGGACCACAUCAGUGGCGACCAAUCUCAUGGAACCCAUUUGCUGUACACGACAUAGAUGGGCCGAUAAAGGAAGACGAGGAAUAUGAGAAAUUACUUGGAGAAUCGUUAGCAAGUCCUCAAGAAGAAUUGUUGAAAUACGAAGUUUUACCGGCAUCGCCCAAAAUAGAAUCGAACCAACUUCGGAACCCGGGCCCAACUUGGGUCAACUUGUUUUAUGACCUUGCUUGGACCGCAACUUUCUCUAGCCUUACUCAAAAUGGCGAAUUCGACACAAUAUGGGACACGGUGUCUUACACCGUCUUUUUCGUAGUAGUUUGGUGGUUAUGGGCAUCUCAGGUCUUGUAUAGCAUUAACUUUUACACGGAUGAUUGGUUCCAUCUCCUCUUCAUUUUCCUACAAAUGGGUGUGUUCGGCUUGCUCGCAGCAACUACUCGCGGGUACGAUGUCACAACCUAUAUCCUACGUUCACCUGGAUUGGACCCUAAUGUUCUCGAAAGCAAGAACUUGGAGGACAUAGAUGACCCAAGCAGGUAUCAGGCAGAAGAAACAGCAAGAACAUCGAUCGAGGUCAUUGCAUUUUCAAUCGCUGUCAGUCGUGUUCUCGCACGUUCGAAUGUCGCGCAUAAACUGGCGCCCCCGCGAUUUGGCCAUGGUAGCAAUUGGUUCGGGAGCAAAAAAUCACAUAAUGAUGAGUUGAAAGCAUUGGGAAACAUGGAAACCACACAAUCUCGGUCUAUUUCUGUGCCUUCCCCACCACCGGAGCUACCAGUUCCUGAAUCAGACGUCACGCUAAGCUCGAGGCUCGAAGCCAUCACUACUAUUAUUCUAGGCGAGGGUAUCAAUAGUAUUGCUGGAACGCUCUAUUCAAUAAUAGCAGCACCGGGGUUGGAGAACCCGAUAGUUACCAACAUUUUCUGCUCUGGAUUUAUUGUUUACUUCCUGGCAUACUUAUAUUUUGAGGGUCCGAGUAGUGGCCACACGGAUAUCAAAGAUAAAGCUCGGCGAAAGGUGUACUGGUUGUUAUUACACCUUCCGUUCCUUCUCUGCAUUGUGCUUUUACUUCAAGGAGUAAAAAACCAAUUCUUGUUAACUAGCUUCUUGUCUACUUCCCGCAAGAUAGCAAGGGAUCUGGAAAAUGUAGAUGAGCGCGUGCUGGAAACUUGGUCCCCCUAUCUUGGAUCAGACCACCAGCUAGCUCGGGAUUUGGUAAAAUAUAACAUAUCUUGGUCAGACGAACACAAAGCUCUGGUCAAGCUCAUAUCAAAGCACUCGCCUCAAGGAAACAUUUCGGCUCCGCUAAAUAAUGAGCAAAAGGAGGAACUUUAUAUAUGGCAUUGGCGCCUCUCCCUCAAAACACUGGUGCGAAUUCAUGGAAUAUUCAUGGGCAAUAACAAGAUGUCCAACGACCUUCAAGAUCGCAUUAAUGACUACUACGAUAAUACAGCUGCUCCAAGAAACGACCAUUACGCAUCCUCUGAUGCACUUGCAGAUAUGAACUACUACCAGAUCCUCGAAAAAGUCUUAGAGCAUAGCGUCAGCAGCGCUCGCUACAUAAUGGUUCUCGCCGCAUCCAUUUUCAUACUUCUUGGUGCUCUGGAACUCGCUCAUUCCAAGCCACGUGUGUGGCGCUAUUAUCAGCCGAUUUUUGAUGGGAUCGAUAUUCUUGUCACUCCUUCUACUCAACGUGGGCCAGCAUCAAUCUUUAUGGGUGAAUAA
Molecule: messenger RNA, 3924 nt
Organism: Rhizoctonia solani
Lineage: Eukaryota; Fungi; Basidiomycota; Agaricomycetes; Cantharellales; Ceratobasidiaceae
Product: low temperature requirement protein LtrA
Exons: 35
Coding region: 1-3924 (1307 amino acids)
Source: RefSeq, a predicted model, not a curated record